This is a messenger RNA of Colletotrichum karsti, 1701 nucleotides long. RefSeq names its product hexose transporter. Gene Ontology annotation, molecular function: carbohydrate:proton symporter activity. The record is from RefSeq and is a predicted model, not a curated record. Gene Ontology annotation, cellular component: plasma membrane. The transcript is spliced from 5 exons. Gene Ontology annotation, biological process: carbohydrate transport; transmembrane transport. Bases 1 to 1701 code for a protein of 566 amino acids. Lineage: Eukaryota; Fungi; Ascomycota; Sordariomycetes; Glomerellales; Glomerellaceae.
AUGGGUUUCUCGACGAUCGAGUUCGACAAGUACAAUCCCGCCUCCGAGAAGGCGAGUGAUGCCCGCCAGGACCUUGCGCAUCUCGACUACUCCCCGCUCAAGCGCAUCACCGGGCGGUCAUGGGCAAUGGGCAUUCUCAUUUCCAUGGGUGGCAUGGUCUUCGGAUACGACACCGGUCAGGUCUCCGGAUUCUUAGAGAUGCCCGACUUCCUUGAUCGAUUCGGCGAGCAUGGGGCCGAUGGUCCAAGUUUCAGCAACGUCCGCUCCGGCUUGAUUGUCGGUCUCCUCUCCAUCGGUACCCUCAUCGGCGCUCUCGUCGCCGCUCCCAUUGCAGACAGGUUUGGGCGCAGGUAUUCGAUCUCGUUUUGGUGCAUCAUCACCUCCAUUGGUUUCGUUAUCCAAAUUGCCGCCGAGAGAGCUUGGGAGCAAAUCAUGGUCGGCCGUCUCGUUGCCGGCUUUGGUGUUGGUGCUCUCAGUCUUAUUGUGCCUAUGUUCCAAGCCGAGACCGCUCCGCCAUGGAUUCGUGGCGCACUCGUUUGCGCCUACCAACUCUUCAUCACUCUUGGCAUUUUCCUUGCCGCUUGCUUCAAUUAUGGUACCGUCACGCAUCAGGAAAACAGCUCCGCAUCUUGGAGGAUCGUCAUUGGCCUCGGCUGGCUGUGGACUAUCAUUCUUGGUGUCGGUAUUCUGGCUUUUCCCGAGACUCCCCGUUUCAACUACCGCAUUGGUAAGGUCGAUGAGGCCAAGCGCACCCUCUGCCGUGUCUACGGAGCCCCGGAGAACCACUACGCGAUUCACGUCCAGCUCGAGGAGAUUGAGAGCAAGCUCCGCGCCGAAUCGCAGAUCAAGGGUAGUGCUGCCAGCGAGUUCACUGGCAUGUUCAAGGCGCCUCGCAUGGCUUACCGCAUCGCGCUAGGCAUGUUGUUGCAGAUGUUCCAACAGCUCACUGGCGCCAACUACUUCUUCUACUACGGUACUACCAUUUUCGCCUCCGUCAAUAUCAACUCCUUCAUCACUCAGAUCAUUCUGAACGCCAUUAACUUCGGUACGACGUUUAUCGGUCUCUAUAUUGUCGAGCAUUACGGCCGUCGCAAGUCUCUCAUCACUGGAGCCCUGUGGAUGUUCAUUUGCUUCAUGAUCUUUGCCUCUGUUGGCCACUUCAGCCUCGACCUCAACAAUCCACAAAACACCCAGGGCGCUGGCAUCGCACUUAUCGUGUUCGCUGCUCUCUUCAUUCUCGGCUUCGCUACAACGUGGGGACCUAUGAUCUGGACUAUCCAAGCCGAGCUUUUUCCCUCUCGAUACCGCGCCAAGGCAAUGGCACUUUCCACUGCCAGCAACUGGACUUGGAACUUUUUCAUUGGAUUUUUCUCCCCAUUCAUCACCAAGGCCAUUGACUUCCGUUAUGGUUACGUCUUUGCCGGAUGUAACCUCGUCGCCGCUGCACUUGUGUACUUUUUCGUCAUCGAAGGUCAGGGCCGAACCUUGGAGGAGAUUGACACCAUGUAUCUUGAGCGUGUGACACCUUGGAAGAGUACUCAAUGGGUACCGCCUUCUGCUGAGGAGAUGGCCAAGAUCCGCAAGCAAGCCGGUACAGAACUCGAUGCAAGCGCGAGCGAUGGUGCCGGCCACGGCGAGAAGGGUGAGGCCUUGAGGCCGAAGGACACACAGAACGGUGCUGCGCACGAGGAGAGAGUUUAA